AUGGACGUCCAGCAAUGCUGCACCCCCUCGGAUCUGAGCCAGACGGGGCGCGCCCUCCUCCUCACCAUCCUCUUCCUCGCCAUCCUUAUCACGCUGGCGGGCAACCUCCUCAUCAUCGCCUCCAUUGCCUUCUUCCGGCAGCUGCAGACGCGCUCCAACGUCCUCGUCGCCUCGCUCGCCGCUGCCGACCUCCUCGUCGGCUCGCUCAUCAUGCCCUUCAGCGCCAUGCGCACCGCCGACAACUGCUGGCCCUAUGGCGACCUCUUCUGCCGCCUGCACACGUGGCUCGACUUCUCUGCCACGUGCUCGUCCAUCAUCAACCUUGCGUGCAUCUCGGCCGAGCGCUACAUCUCAGUGAGUGACCCGCUGCGCUACCGGCAGCGGGUGACGCCGCGCGUGCUCAUCGCGAUGCUCACCCUCUCGUGGUCGGGCCUCGCCGUUUACGGCGCCACCUUCCUUGCUGGCUGGAAUGUCGCGGGCAUGGAGGGCGUCAUCGCGGCCGAGAGCUGCCCACACAGCUGCCGCGUCUUCAUGAACGCCGCCACGACGUUCGCCAACGUGGGCGCCUACGUGGCGCCAAUGCUCGUCAUGGCGGCGGCCAACGUGAAGACCUACGGCGUGGCGCGCGACCAAGCAAGGAAGGUGCAUGCCUCCGGGCCGCUUGAUGCACAUGGCCGGAGCCGCUGGGAGGCGAUGAAGCGCGAGCACAAUGCCACCAAGACCAUGGGCAUCAUCAUGGGCGUCUUCAUCCUCCUGUGGCUGCCCUACAUCCUGCUGGCAUCCACCGAGCCCAUGUUAGGCUACGGCACGACGCCGGCGACGUGGGAGGCGGUGAACUGGCUGCCGUACAUCAACUCGACAGUGAACCCCGUGCUGCUCGCGUCCUUCAACCGCUCCUUCAAUGGCGCCUUCCGCGUCAUCCUCGGAGGCAAGGCAACCAGGCCCGGGGCACGCGGCACCGACCUCUACAACCUCCGGGACCGAGUGGGGUGA
Lethenteron reissneri (Far Eastern brook lamprey) is the source of this 993-nucleotide messenger RNA. Its product is annotated as trace amine-associated receptor 7b-like. Gene Ontology annotation, molecular function: trace-amine receptor activity. Lineage: Eukaryota; Metazoa; Chordata; Hyperoartia; Petromyzontiformes; Petromyzontidae. The record is from RefSeq and is a predicted model, not a curated record. Gene Ontology annotation, biological process: G protein-coupled receptor signaling pathway. Gene Ontology annotation, cellular component: membrane.